Molecule: messenger RNA, 8218 nt
Organism: Propithecus coquereli (Coquerel's sifaka)
Lineage: Eukaryota; Metazoa; Chordata; Mammalia; Primates; Indriidae
Gene: FASN
Product: fatty acid synthase
Exons: 41
Coding region: 1-7521 (2506 amino acids)
Biological process (GO): fatty acid biosynthetic process
Cellular component (GO): cytoplasm
Molecular function (GO): 3-oxoacyl-[acyl-carrier-protein] synthase activity; phosphopantetheine binding; oxidoreductase activity
Source: RefSeq, a predicted model, not a curated record
AUGGAGGAGGUGGUGAUUGCCGGCAUGUCUGGGAAGCUGCCCGAGUCGGAGAACUUGGAGGAGUUCUGGGCCAACCUCAUUGGCGGUGUGGACAUGGUCACAGAUGAUGACCGGCGGUGGAAAGCUGGGCUCUAUGGCCUGCCCCGGCGGUCUGGCAAGCUGAAGGACCUGUCCAAGUUCGACGCCUCCUUCUUCGGGGUGCAUCCCAAGCAGGCUCACACGAUGGACCCCCAGCUGCGGAUGCUGCUGGAAGUCACCUACGAGGCCAUUGUGGAUGGAGGCAUCAACCCAGCCUCGCUCCGAGGGACACACACCGGCGUCUGGGUGGGCGUGGGUGGCUCCGAGGCCUCGGAGGCCCUGAGCCGAGACCCUGAGACGCUCCUGGGCUACAGCAUGGUGGGCUGCCAGCGUGCCAUGAUGGCCAACCGGCUGUCCUUCUUCUUCGACUUCAGAGGGCCCAGCCUUGCCCUGGACACGGCCUGCUCCUCGAGCCUGCUGGCCCUGCAGAGCGCCUUCCAGGCCAUCCGCAGCGGACAGUGCCCGGCCGCCAUCGUGGGGGGCAUCAACCUGCUGCUGAAGCCCAACACCUCCGUGCAGUUCAUGAAGCUGGGCAUGCUCAGCCCCGAAGGCACCUGCAAGUCCUUUGACGACUCAGGGAACGGAUAUUGCCGCUCAGAGGCCGUGGUGGCCGUCUUGCUGACCAAGAAGUCCCUGGCCCGGCGGGUUUACGCCACCAUCCUGAACGCCGGCACCAACACAGAUGGCUACAAGGAGCAAGGCGUGACCUUCCCCUCUGGAGAGUCCCAGGAGCAGCUUAUCCGCUCCCUGUACCUGCCAGCUGGGGUGGCCCCCGAGUCCCUCGAGUACAUCGAAGCUCAUGGCACAGGCACCAAGGUGGGCGACCCGCAGGAGCUGAACAGCAUCGUGCGAGCCUUGUGUGCCUCCCGCAAAGACCCUCUGCUGGUCGGGUCCACCAAGUCCAACAUGGGGCACCCGGAGCCUGCCUCAGGGCUCGCGGCCCUGGCCAAGGUGCUGCUGUCGCUGGAGCACGGGCUGUGGGCCCCCAACCUGCACUUCCACAGCCCCAACCCCGAGAUCCCUGCGCUCCUCGACGGGCGGCUGCAGGUGGUGGACCGGCCCCUGCCCGUCCACGGUGGCAACGUGGGCAUCAACUCUUUCGGCUUUGGUGGCUCCAAUGUGCACGUCAUCCUGCAGCCCAACGCACGGCUGCCCCCUGCCCCCGCCCCACACGCAGCCUUGCCCCGCCUGCUGCAGGCCAGUGGGCGCACCCCUGAGGCCGUGCAGGACCUGCUCAAGCAGGGCCAGCAGCACAGCCAGGACCUGGCCUUUGUGUGCAUGCUGAACGACAUCGCGGCCACGCCUGCGGCCACCAUGCCCUUCAGGGGCUAUGCCGUGCUGGGCAGCGUGGGCGGUGGCUGGGAGGUGCAGCAGGUGCCUGCCGGCGAGCGCCCACUGUGGUUCAUCUGCUCCGGGAUGGGCACGCAGUGGUGCGGGAUGGGGCUGAGCCUCAUGCGCCUGGGCAGCUUCCGCGACUCCAUCCUGCGCUCUGAUGAGGCUGUGAAGCCGUUGGGCCUGAAGGUGUCGGAGCUGCUGCUGAGCACAGAGGAAAACACCUUCGACGACAUCGUCCACGCCUUCGUGAGCCUCACGGCCAUCCAGAUCGCCCUGCUGGACCUGCUGAGCUCCAUGGGGCUGAGGCCCGACGGCAUCAUCGGGCACUCCCUGGGUGAGGUGGCCUGUGGCUACGCCGACGGCUGCCUGUCCCAGGAGGAGGCUGUCCUCGCCGCCUACUGGAGGGGCCAGUGCAUCAAGGAGGCCAACCUCCCCCCAGGCGCCAUGGCGGCCGUGGGUUUGUCUUGGGAGGAAUGUAAGCAGCGCUGCCCCCCUGGCGUGGUGCCUGCCUGUCACAACUCUGAGGACACAGUGACCAUCUCGGGACCACAGGCCGCGGUGUCCGAGUUCGUGGAGCAGCUGAAGCAGGAGGGCGUGUUUGCCAAGGAGGUGCGGACGGGCGGCAUGGCCUUCCACUCCUACUUCAUGGAGGCCAUCGCACCCACGCUGCUGAAGGCGCUCAAGAAGGUGAUCCGGGAGCCGCAGCCCCGCUCCGCGCGCUGGCUCAGCACCUCCAUCCCCGAGGCGCAGUGGCGGGACAGCCUGGCGCGCACGUCCUCCGCCGAGUACAACGUGAACAACCUGGUGAGCCCCGUGCUGUUCCAGGAGGCGCUGCGGCAUGUCCCCGAGCACGCGGUGGUGCUGGAGAUCGCUCCCCACGCGCUGCUGCAGGCUGUGCUCAAGCGUGGCCUCAAGCCCAGCUGCACCAUCGUGCCCCUGAUGAAGAAGGACCACAGGGACAACCUGGAGUUCUUGCUGGCCGGCAUGGGCAAGGUCCACCUCGCAGGCAUUGACGUCAACCCCAACGCCUUAUUCCCGCCCGUGGAGUUCCCGGCCCCCCGGGGAACGCCCCUCAUCUCCCCGCACAUCAAGUGGGAUCACAGCCAGACGUGGGACGUGCCUGCUGCGGAGGACUUCCCCAACGGCUCCAGCUCCUCCUCGGCCACCGUCUACAGCAUCGACGCCAGCCCCGAGUCUCCCGACCACUACCUGGUGGACCACUGCAUCGACGGCCGCGUCAUCUUCCCUGCCACUGGCUACCUGCACCUGGUCUGGAAGACACUGGCCCGCACGCUGGGCCUGGCUGUGGAGCAGAUGCCUGUGGUGUUCGAGGACGUGACCAUACACCAGGCCACCAUCCUGCCCAAGACGGGGACUGUGCCCCUGGAGGUGCGGCUCCUGGAGGCCUCCCGCGCCUUUGAGGUGUCCGAGAACGGCAACCUGAUAGUGAGCGGGAAGGUGUACCAGUGGGAGGACCCCGACCCCACGAUUUUCGACCACCCAGAAGACCUUGCCGCCGCCAACCCCGGGGCCUUCCGCCUGACGCAGGCGGACUCAUACAAGGAGCUGCGUCUGCGCGGCUACGACUACGGCCCCCACUUCCAGGGCAUCUUGGACGCCAGCCUCGAAGGCACCUCGGGCCGGCUGCUGUGGAGGGACAGCUGGGUGACCUUCCUGGACACCAUGCUGCAGGUGUUCAUCCUGGCCUCUGGCCAGCGCAGCCUACUGCUGCCCACCCGCAUCACCGCCAUCCGCAUCGACCCCGCCACCCACCAGCGGAAGGUGUACCCACUGCAGGGCGAGGCCCAAGCGGUUGACGUGGUGGUGAACAGCUGUCUGAACAGCAUGGUGGCCGGAGGCGCCCACAUCAUGGGGCUCCACGCCUCGGCAGCCCCACGCCGGCAGCAGGAGCAGCUGGCACCCACCGUGGAGAAGUUCUGCUUCACGCCUCACGUGGAGGACGGGUGCCUGUCCGCGAGCACCGCCCUGCAGGAGGAGCUGCAGCUGUGCAAGGGGUUGGCGCAGGCCCUGCAGGCCAAGGUGACCCAGCAGGGGCUGAAGAUGGCAGGGCCAGGGCUGCAGGGGGCCCAAGCCCCCCGGGAACCCCCCCAGCAGGGGCUGCCGCGGCUACUGUGGGCUGCAUGUCAGCUGCAGCUCAACGGGAGCCUACAGCUGGAGCUGGCCCAGGAGAGGCCCCUGUUGCCAGAGGACCCCCUGCUCUGCGGCCUGCUGGACGCCCCGGCGCUCAAGGCCUGCGUGGACACUGCCCUGGAGAACAUGGCCAGCCCCAGGAUGAAGGUGGUCGAGGUGCUGGCCGGCCACGGACACCUGUAUUCCCGCAUCCCGGGCCUGCUCAACACCCAGCCGAUGCUGCAGCUGAGCUACACGGCCACCGACCGCCACCCCCAGGCCCUGGAGGCUGCGCAGCCCAAGCUGCAGCAGUUUGACGUCGCCCAGGCGCAGUGGGACCCAGCAGAGCCUGCGCCCAGCAGCCUGGGCACCAGUGACCUCCUGGUGUGCAACUGUGCUGUGGCUGCCCUCGGGGACCCAGCCUCAGCCCUCGGCCACAUGGCGGCUGCCGUCCGAGAGGGCGGCUUCCUGCUGCUGCACACCCUGCUCAGGGGACACCCCCUCGGGGACACCGUGGCCUUUCUCUCCUCCUCUGAGCCACAGCUCACGCAGGGCCUCUUGAGCCAGGAAGAGUGGGAGAGCCUGUUCACGAGGACGUCGCUGCGCCUGGUGGGCCUGAAGAAGUCCUUCUACGGCUCUGCGCUCUUCUUGUGCCGCCGGCCCGCCACGCAGGACAGCCCCAUCUUCCUGCCCGUGGAGGACACUAGCUUCCGAUGGGUGGACUCUCUGAAGAACAUUCUGGCCGACGACUCCCCGCGGCCCGUGUGGCUGAAGGCCGUCAACUGCACCACCUCAGGCGUGGUGGGCUUGGUGAACUGUCUCCGCAAAGAGUCCGGCGGACACCGGAUCCGGUGCAUCUUGCUGUCCAACCUGAGCAGCACAUCCCGUGUCCCCGAGGUGGACCCAGGCUCGGCAGAGCUGCGGAAGGUGCUGCAGGGGGACCUGGUGAUGAACAUCUACCGCGAUGGGGCCUGGGGGGCCUUCCGCCACUUCCCACUGGAGAAGGACAAGCCGGAGGAGCAGACGGCGCACGCGUUCGUGAACGUGCUCACCCGCGGGGACCUCUCCUCCAUCCGCUGGGUCUGCUCCCCGCUGCGCCACGCCCCGCCCAGCAGCCCCGACGCCCAGCUCUGCACGGUCUACUACGCCUCGCUCAACUUCCGAGACGUCAUGCUGGCCACGGGCAAGCUGUCCCCUGAUGCGAUCCCAGGGAAGUGGGCUUCGCGGGACUGCAUGCUAGGCAUGGAGUUCUCGGGCCGAGACUCCAGCGGCAAGCGCGUGAUGGGGCUGGUGCCCGCCGAGGGCCUGGCCACAUCUGUCCAGCUGUCCCCGGACUUCCUCUGGGACGUGCCUUCCAGCUGGACUCUGGAGGAGGCGGCUUCGGUGCCCGUUGUCUACACCACGGCCUACUAUUCGCUGGUGGUGCGUGGGCGCAUGCGGCGCGGGGAGACAGUGCUCAUCCACUCAGGCUCGGGCGGCGUGGGCCAGGCUGCCAUCACAAUCGCCCUCAGUCUGGGCUGCCGCGUCUUCACCACCGUGGGCUCUGCGGAGAAGCGGGCGUAUCUCCAGGCCAGGUUUCCUGAGCUCGACAGCAGCAGCUUCGCCAACUCGCGGGACACGUCGUUCGAGCAGCACGUGCUGCGACACACAGGCGGGAGGGGAGUUGACCUGGUCCUGAACUCCUUGGCGGAGGAGAAGCUGCAGGCCAGCGUGAGGUGCUUGGCGCAGCACGGCCGCUUCCUGGAGAUCGGCAAAUUCGACCUCUCCAACAACCACCCGCUGGGCAUGGCCAUCUUCCUGAAGAACGUGACCUUCCACGGCAUCCUGCUGGACGCGCUCUUCGAGGAGGCCAGCGACGACUGGCGGGAGGUGGCGGCACUCCUGCGGGCCGGCAUCCGCGACGGCGUGGUGCAGCCCCUCAAGUGCACCGUGUUCCCCAAGGCCCAGGUGGAGGGCGCUUUCCGCUACAUGGCGCAGGGGAAGCACAUCGGCAAGGUCGUCAUCCAGGUGCGACCAGAGGAGCCAGAGGCAGCACCGCAGCGGGUGGAGCCCACCCUGAUGGCGGCCGUCGCCAAGACCUUCUGUGCAGCCCAUAAGAGUUACGUCAUCGCCGGCGGCUUGGGUGGUUUCGGUCUGGAGCUGGCCCAGUGGCUGGUUCUGCGGGGAGCCCAAAAGCUGGUGCUGACCUCCCGCUCUGGGAUCCGGACAGGCUACCAGGCCAAGCAGGUCCGUGAGUGGAGGCGCCAGGGCGUGCAGGUGCUGGUGUCCGCCAGCAACGCCAGCUCGCUGGAGGGGGCCCGGGCCCUCAUCGCCGAGGCCACACAGCUCGGGCCCGUGGGAGCUGUCUUCAACCUGGCGAUGGUGCUGAGAGACGCCAUGCUGGAGAACCAGACGCCUGAGUCCUUCCAGGACGUCAGCAAGCCCAAGUACAGCGGCACCCUGAACCUGGACAGGGUGACCCGAGAGGCAUGUCCUGAACUAGACUACUUCGUGGCCUUCUCCUCGGUGAGCUGUGGUCGUGGCAACGCUGGCCAGACCAACUACGGCUUUGCCAACUCCUCCAUGGAGCGCAUCUGCGAGAAGCGCCGGCACGACGGCCUCCCAGGCCUGGCCGUGCAGUGGGGUGCUGUCGGCGACGUGGGCAUCGUGCUGGAGGCCAUGGGCACCAACGACACGGUCAUCGGCGGGACGCUGCCCCAGCGCAUCAUCUCCUGCCUGGAGGUGCUGGACCUCUUCCUGCACCAGCCCUACGCUGUCCUGAGCAGCUUCGUGUUGGCUGAGAAGAAGACCGCCGCCCACAGGGACAGGGACGGCCAGCAGGACCUGGUGAAGGCCGUGGCGCACAUCCUGGGCAUCCGAGACCUGGCUGGCGUAAACCUGGACAGCUCGCUGGCAGACCUGGGGCUGGACUCGCUCAUGAGCGUGGAGGUGCGCCAGACCCUGGAGCGCGAGCACGACCUGGUGCUGUCCAUGCGCGAGGUGCGGCAGCUCACGCUCCGGAAGCUGCAAGAGCUGUCCUCCACGGGUGACACAGCCAACGAGUCGGUGACCCCCACACCCAAGGACAGCCCGGCCCGGCAGCAGGCCCAGCUGAACCUGAGCGCCCUGCUGGUGAACCCCGAGGCCCCCACCUUGACACGGCUCAACACGGUGCAGAGCUCCGAGCGGCCCCUCUUCCUGGUGCACCCCAUCGAGGGCUCCACUGCCGUGUUCCACAGCUUGGCCGCCAAGCUCAGCAUCCCCACCUACGGCCUGCAGUGCACCCGAGCUGCGCCGCUGGACAGCAUCCACAGCCUCGCCGCCUACUACAUCGACUGCAUCAGGCAGGUGCAGCCCGAAGGGCCGUACCGCGUCGCCGGCUACUCCUACGGAGCCUGCGUGGCCUUUGAGAUGUGCUCCCAGCUGCAGGCCCAGCAGAGCCCGGCCCCCGCCCACAACAGCCUCUUCCUGUUCGACGGCUCUCACACCUACGUGGUGGCCUACACCCAGAGCUACCGUGCCAAGCUGACGCCAGGCUGCGAGGCCGAGGCUGAGACGGAGGCCAUUUGCUUCUUCGUGCAGCAGUUCACGGACGCCGAGCACAGCAGGGUACUGGAGGCGCUGCUGCCACUGAAGGGCCUGGAGGAGCGCGUGGCAGCUGCCGUGGACCUGAUCACCAAGAGCCACCACGGCUUGGACCGCCAGGAGCUGAGCUUCGCCGCGCUGUCCUUCUACCACAAGCUGCGUGCUGCUGAGCAGUACACACCCAAGGCCAAGUACCACGGCAACGUCACACUGCUGCGCGCCAAGACGGGCGGUGCCUACGGCGAGGACCUGGGCGCAGACUACAACCUCUCCCAGGUGUGCGACGGGAAGGUGUCCGUGCACGUCAUCGAGGGAGACCACCGCACGCUGCUGGAGGGCAGCGGCCUGGAGUCCAUCGUGGGCAUCAUCCACAGCUCCCUGGCCGAGCCCCGCGUGAGCGUGCGGGAGGGCUAGGCCCGCCCCUCCACAGACCGCGCUGCGCCCACUCACCUGGCCGCGCUAUGGGCCAGGAGGGUCCUGCCGGUGGGACCCUGCCCCCGCGGCUGCUAGAAGUAGGCUGUCACACUGCAUCCUCCCCACCCGCCACCUCCCACAGGCGUGCGGGGCGCGGGGACCCCAGAGCUGUCGACUCGGAGACGCCCGUCUGUGAAGAGCCGGCGUGGCCCGCAGGAGCCGGGCUGACCCUUUUGUGCCAAGUGGUCUUUGCCGCUUGCUUGGUUUGUUGUUUUUCCACUUGAAUUCGCAUAUUUAUUGCGUCACUGGUGAAGCCGCCCACAUGAAGGUCCCGGGCAGCGUCCACUCUGCACCUCCUGUGCACACAGGUGGCCGCCCAGGCCUGCUGGCUGAGCCUCCUCGGCCGGCCCUGCCCACUGUGUGGAGGCCAUGGGACAGUCCGUCCCCACGGAACAGGACGGGCCUGGGUGCCCCGGCUGCCCCAUGAAGCAGGCCUGGCCCUGCGGACCGCACCGGGCACCUGCUCCGUGACGUCUGUGUCUGUGUUGGACACAGUUCCGACUGCUGCUCAGAGUCUGAAUUCACUGUAACGUCAGUGCAGAGGCCCGUGUCUGACCCUGUUCGUUUUAUACCAGUUUGGUAAAACUGCUGCUCCAGAUGUCUCGUCCCCAAGCCCCACAAUUAAACCGCACGUGAG